Molecule: messenger RNA, 1687 nt
Organism: Hyaloscypha bicolor E
Lineage: Eukaryota; Fungi; Ascomycota; Leotiomycetes; Helotiales; Hyaloscyphaceae
Exons: 1
Coding region: 302-1336 (344 amino acids)
Source: RefSeq, a predicted model, not a curated record
GGCGAGAUUAAUUACUGGGCUCCGCCACAAUACCCUGACUCACCAGCAAGGCUCAUUUGAACAUUGAAGGCUCUUUCCACAAACGAUUCACGCUCGGCGAUGAGUCAAAAGCUUCGAAGUCGACGCUCCGUUUCUUUCUUCAACCAAUAAAUUUCCACGUCUUUUGCGUUUUCGAUAUCCAAGCACUGUCAAAGCAUUCGCGCAUUCAUUGAUUUAAUUGAUCCAUUUUCCCUUCUCGCUGGCAGCGUCCGCGACGUAUAUUUCAAACCCCUCCACAAUCCGAGCUUUGAUCUCAUUAGCAAUGGCGGACACGAACCUGAUAGCCAAGCUCUCUCUUUCACCAGCGCAGCAGGACUCGAAUCGACUGAUGAAACACCUCGAAGAGAACUACAAUAUGCCCAAUGAGGAGUGGUGGAAUAGUGUCGACGCCGCAUUCCAGCAUCUAAGAACUCUACUCGAAAAGCGCCCAAACGAAGCAUUCGAAGAUGAUGAAGACCCCCAAAGUAUUAGCGCGCAAGCAGCCCGGGCUGACGCCCUGCCUCUUGUCAGUCUGUUGCCAUCCGGAAGUCAUGCUAUGCAGCUCACAGCCACCAAUGAAGAUUUACAAUGUGUAGCUUUUGGGACGAUCUCCGUCGAGAGAUACGUCGAUAUUUUCUGGGAGGCGGUAAUCAAGGUCCAAGAUGACGGCGGCAAGUUCAUGGUGUACCAGGUUGAGACAAGUUCCUUUUGGUUCAACUUUGAGGGCCAUAACUUCCACCUCCAUUACGUUUGCUGCGAGAAUUUGGUUCGCAAAUGCCCUGGAAUCCUCAAUGUUUCAGACGAGACCGUACGGGAGGCGGAUGGCCAUACACAGAAAAUCGUGGAAGGCAUAAAGCGCGACACGAAAAAACGAGCAUUCUUCAGCAAGCGCUACCAAAGAGCGUCCUUUCAUUACCUUCGAGCCUGGACCAUCGCUCGAGGAAUAUAUACUCCAAAUCAUCGACUCACCUCUACUCGAACACUCUCCAUUCAAGGACUUAUCAAGAUAAUGGAUCCCCAGGAGCUCCUCGACAUAAAAACCGAAAGAGCAGCGCUAAGGCGAGGACUGAAACCCGAGUACCCCGCGAACCUGGAGAACCCGGUAUUUUCAAUGUACCACAACGUUUCGGACAUUUUCCAGAACCUCAAUGAAAAAGUGCUUUCUCUACCCCCAUAUCCACAGCCUCUUCCCACGAUCGAUACGGAAUGCCGACCAGCUCAGCUAUCGAUAGUCCUUCAGAAAGCUGAGGAUGGUUCUGUACACUCAAACCUCCAAAUGCCGUUGUACAUUCAGGUCAGUAUGCCUUCCUCCUUGUGACAGAAAGCGGCGUCCAUUUUUAAUGUCCUAAGUUAAGCUGGACAUUGCAAAUACCUCCUCUCUAAAUGUACACAUUUGAUAUUGCACUUUCAAGGUCUACCUCCUCCUAUGUCCAGGAAGUUCUAGAACAUUUAAAUGUCGUCUAUUUCCAAUGUCCAGCUUGACCAAGGACAUUGGUAAUUGAUGCCGCCUUUGCUGUCUACUGGGAGCCUGGUCCGCUCAUUGUACUAAUAAAACUUGAUAGGUCAGCUUGAUAUAUUGGGGCAGUUCUGACCUCGAAUGUGGCAAAUGGCUCUCCAUGGUGGAGCACAGGCUAAGCAAGCUAAAAGAACGUUAGUGCUCCAUCCUAAU